CGGAAGAAAGCGUGUUAUUUGCAAAAAACAAUUGAACUAUUUUCAGUUAUUGGUGAUUUUUCCCAGAGUGAAGCCAUGAUAAAGUUUUCUUGGACGUUGGCCAUAGCAGCAGCAUUCGUUGCGUACAUGGCUCAUUCCAUGUGGGUUAUUUAUACAAUAUUUUCACCUACGCCGUGUGUGUCCACUCAACACAACUUUUGCAUCCAGCCGUACUUGUUGAAGAACCAAUCUUUGGAACUUCAGGUGUUUACGUCACAUAAACAAGAACAUAAUUUAGCUGCUAGAGAUCGUACUCUUAUUUGGAGAUAUGACAACUUCUCUGUGAAAGCAACUGUUGAAAAGACGUUCAAUGUUUCUAUCCCAUUAAAAACGAGACGAAAUGGGACAUUGUUUUUACAUGUUUUCGUCCAUCCAAAGGGUAGCGACCUUCUCGGCCAGUACACAUCACAUGCUGUGACGAAGAUUACCACAUAUGCAUAUCCAAAGGCAGAAUUCAUCAAUCUUCUAGGGGAGACAAAACCCACUGAUAAGCAAGCUAGACCAGCUACAGACAAAAUGAUUUCGCACUGGCGCUACAAAGUUUCCAUUAAUGUCAUGGAUGAGUUGAUAGCGUUUGAGAGGACAGCCAUCCCAGGGGAGGUGUUUCGUUAUUUAAGAGUCUCGCCUGAUGGGAAUUAUCUCCCUAUGGUAUUUAUUGAUGAAAUGGCUUUCCGCAUGCGUGAUUUAUUGCCAAUCAACACAAGCGCGGAACAGUUGCCGUUGACAAUCACCUAUUCUCCGAUCUCAGUUGGAAAAUUACGAAUGUGGACGAACUUUCUGGAAUCGUUCAAGAUGUUACAAAAUCUUGGUUUUACUGAGAAGGACACAGAUGAAAUUAAAGGAAUAUUUGCAGACACCAACUUUUACUUUCUUCUUCUGACAUUUGCCGUGGCUGCAUUUCACCUUCUGUUUGACUUUCUGGCCUUUAAGAAUGAAAUCACCUACUGGAAAAGACGCAAGACGAUGGUUGGUCUGUCCACAAGAGCAGUUAUCUGGCGGUGCAUCUCAACGAUCAUCAUAUUCUUCUAUCUGAUGGAUGAAAAGACCAGUCUUCUCAUCCUCAUACCUGCGGGAAUCGCAGGCGUCAUAGAGAUAUGGAAAGUAAAGAAGGCACUGAAAGUAUCUGUUUCCUGGAGUAACGGUGUUAUACCUAAAUUUAAAUUUGAACCACAUUCCAGUGAAGAAAAAGAAACAGAAGCCUACGAUUCUCAGGCAAUGAAGUAUUUGUCGUAUUUAUUAUAUCCGCUGUGUUUAGCUGGGGCAGUGUACUCGCUAUUGUAUGUACAACAUAAAAGCUGGUAUUCAUGGUUUUUACAAAGUUUAGUAAAUGGUAUUUAUGCUUUAGGAUUCCUCUUUAUGUUACCUCAGCUGUUUGUCAACUACAAGUUGAAAUCUGUUGCUCAUUUACCAUGGAGAGCAUUCAUGUAUAAGGCAUUCAACACUUUCAUUGACGAUGUGUUCGCUUUCAUUAUCACCAUGCCGACAGCUCAUCGACUGGCCUGCUUUCGUGAUGAUGUAGUUUUUAUCAUCUACUUGUAUCAAAGAUGGCUGUAUCCAGUGGACAAGAAACGAGUUAAUGAGUUUGGAGAAUCAUUUGAAGAAGAAACAAAGAAGACCAAAUAAUUCAGGAAAUCCACGUGUUUGGAUGUGCAUUUUACCUAGCUGUGAUGUCAGGGGAUUCGGGUGUAAUUUCACUGUCAUAACGAUGUCAUUUUAUGCUUUUUAUUUUGAUUGUAGCUUUCUUAAUAUGAAAUACUUCUCAGAAAGUAGAUUGUAUUUGAUCUGAAAUGUUUAAAAAUUAACUUAAUUUUUUUAAGUGGCAUUUCAGGCUUGUUAAAAUGGUUUCAUGUUUUUUUGUUUUUUUUUAAACAUGGAAAUCACUUGUUUUCUAGUGUUACCAAAUAUGGUGAAAUGAGUGAACAAAUUUUAUAAUUAGUUCCAAGUGGGAGGGUAUCAAUAUAUGUCUCAGACAUUUGCUGUAUUCAGGCUCGUAGGAACAACUUUGGGAGUUGGGGGGGGGGGCACUGACAGAUCGGGUACAAACUCGGUAUCAGAUUUUGGUCACAAUGGCAAACAUUAAUGUGAUAAAAAGAAAAAAAUGCUCACAAGCCAACCCCCCCCCCCCCCCCCCCCCCCCCCCCUGGUUCCUACGGGCCUGGUAUUGAAUGUGAAUUGUUUCUAAAUUAAAGAAUGUCGUGCACUUAUUUACCAGCUGCUUGUAAAAGGGCGAAACCAGUCGAUUAUACUGUUGUUUUCAUUAUCACUCUUUGUACAGCACAGUUUUAAAGUCCCGCAAACCUUUUGUUUUUUGUUUUUUUAAAACAGUGUUUAUAAACUUUUUUGAUUAGCCAACAUGUGAAGCUUACGUUAGGAUAUCUUGUUAUGUUGCUAUAUUUUCUUUGUUUUACAUAAUACAGCAGACAAUAAAGAGAAUACUAAAACAU
Messenger RNA from Gigantopelta aegis, 2483 nucleotides. Its product is annotated as cleft lip and palate transmembrane protein 1-like protein. Bases 76 to 1662 code for a protein of 528 amino acids. Gene Ontology annotation, cellular component: membrane; endomembrane system. The record is from RefSeq and is a predicted model, not a curated record. The transcript has 18 exons. NCBI's taxonomy places the organism in Eukaryota, Metazoa, Mollusca, Gastropoda, Neomphalida, Peltospiridae.